Molecule: messenger RNA, 616 nt
Organism: Microtus ochrogaster (prairie vole)
Lineage: Eukaryota; Metazoa; Chordata; Mammalia; Rodentia; Cricetidae
Product: prefoldin subunit 2-like
Exons: 1
Coding region: 1-465 (154 amino acids)
Source: RefSeq, a predicted model, not a curated record
AUGGCUGACAGCGGCAGCCAUGUGAGCAAGAGCAGCGGGAACAGCACGGGGAAGGGAGCGGUGUCGGCGGAACAGGUAAUUGCUGGCUUUAAUCGCCUUCAGCAGGAGCAGAGAGGCUUGGCAUCCAAAGCAGCUGAGCUGGAGAUGGAACUGAAUGAGCACAGCCUAGUGAUUGAUACCCUGAAGGAAGUGGACGAAACUCGCAAGUGCUACCGAAUGGUUGGAGGCGUGCUGGUGGAGCGGACUGUCAAAGAAGUGCUGCCUGCCUUGGAGGGUAACAAAGAGCAGAUUCAGAAGAUCAUCGAGACACUGUCACAGCAGCUUCAGGCAAAGGGGAAAGAACUCAAUGAAUUUCGGGAAAAGCACAACAUUCGUCUUAUGGGGGAAGACGAGAAGCCAGCAGCCAAGGAGAACUCAGAAGGGGCUGGGGCGAAGUCCAGCUCAGCAGGAGUGCUGGUCUCUUAGGAACUAAGGCCUCUACAUUUUUUUUCAUCCUGAUACCCACUACUAAUUUCUUUUUAUUGUUGUUGUUGUUGUUGUUAUUGUUAUUGUUAUUAUUUUCUCUGCUAUUGUAAUAUUUUUUGUUAAUUAAAUGUUUUGGUCAGAAAAAAAAAUA